Monodelphis domestica (gray short-tailed opossum) is the source of this 2793-nucleotide messenger RNA. It is a transcript of the gene ZNF48, whose product is annotated as zinc finger protein 48. Lineage: Eukaryota; Metazoa; Chordata; Mammalia; Didelphimorphia; Didelphidae. The record is from RefSeq and is a predicted model, not a curated record. Gene Ontology annotation, biological process: regulation of transcription by RNA polymerase II. Gene Ontology annotation, molecular function: RNA polymerase II cis-regulatory region sequence-specific DNA binding; DNA-binding transcription activator activity, RNA polymerase II-specific. Gene Ontology annotation, cellular component: nucleus.
AGCUUCCCCCUUAGCCGGGGGCAGGGACCCGAAGAAGGGACAACCCCCCCGUGGGGGGGGGGGGGUCGGAGAGCGAAGCGGCGGGAUCGCCGGGCUCCGAGGGAGGCCUCGAGGGAGCGUUCGAAGGCCACGCCGAGGAUAUCCUCCCUGGGAUGGAGCAAGGGGCUGAGCCAUGGGACCCAGAUCUUCAAGGCUCAGAGGAGAGGGGACUCCUCAGAAGCACCCACACAGGUGAAGGUAUGGGGAAUGAGAUUGAAGAAGAGCACCCUCAGCAUGGUGGUCUGGAUUUUGAAGAUGACCCUCAACAGGUAUCUGGCCUGGGGUUCAAGGAAACUCGAGAUGUGGCUACAGGACGGGAUGAAGGAGAUAGCACCAUCAAAUUAGAACCAGAUGGGACCUGGGAUGCUUUAUGGGCAAGUGCAGGCCAUGGGAAACCCCGUUCUCGAGUUCCCAGACCUCUCUCAGAAACACGGAGGGUCCAGGUUGGGGAGAGGGCACCUGUGUGUGGUGAAUGUGGGAAAAGUUUCCGGCAAAUGUCAGACCUGGUGAAACACCAGCGCACACACACAGGUGAGAAACCCUACAAGUGUGGGGUAUGUGGUAAGGGUUUUGGGGACAGCUCAGCACGCAUCAAGCACCAGCGAACACACAGUGGUGAGAAGCCAUACCGACCCCGCCCACCAGCACCAGGCCCCCCUCGGACUCCAAGACCUCGAAUUCCUGCUGGGGAGCGCCCCACUAUUUGUGGAGAAUGUGGCAAGAGUUUUCGUCAGAGCUCGGACCUGGUGAAGCAUCAGCGUACACACACAGGUGAGAAGCCAUACAAAUGUGCUGUCUGUGGCAAGGGCUUUGGGGACAGUUCAGCCCGCAUUAAACACCAGCGGACACACAGGGGUGAACGGCCUCCACGCACAGUAGCAUCCCGGCGAGUGGCCCGGGCUACUUCCUCCAUCCCACAGGGUUCAGCAGCUGGACCUAGGGAUAAGCCCCACAUGUGUCCUGAGUGUGGGAAGCGCUUUGUAUUGAGCUGCAGCCUCCUUAGCCAUCAACGCAGCCACUUGGGGCCCAAACCAUUUGGAUGUGACGUGUGUGGAAAGGAGUUUGCCCGUGGAUCAGACCUUGUAAAGCACCUGCGUGUGCACACAGGUGAAAAGCCCUAUCUGUGUCCAGAAUGUGGCAAGGGUUUCGCUGACAGCUCAGCUCGUGUCAAGCACCUUCGCACACAUAGUGGUGAGCGGCCCCAUGGUUGCCCUGAGUGUGGCCGAACCUUUAGCCUUGGCUCUACCCUCUUGAGACAUCGCCUCACCCACCUAGAACCACAGGCCUUUGGGAUUCAUGGGUACCCUUUGGCUCUUCACAGCCCUAGCCCACCCCCUAGCUCAAGUCCUCUGCCUAUUCCCCAUGGCCCUAGUCCCCCACUUGUCCCACGGAGUCCUCCUCAUCCUGGUGAGGGCCCUUUUGGGUUCCCUGGUCUAGAGCCAGAGCCAGAGGGUCCCCAGGUUGGAGAGCCACCCCCUCCAGCAGUAGACAAGCCCCAUAAGUGUCCUGAGUGUGGGAAGGGGUUCCGUCGAGGUUCAGACCUGGUAAAGCACCACCGUGUGCACACAGGAGAAAAGCCCUACCUGUGCCCUGAAUGUGGCAAGGGUUUUGCUGACAGCUCAGCUCGUGUUAAGCAUCUGCGUACCCACCGAGGUGAACGGGCCCGCCCAGCACCAAACCCCCCAGCAGCUCUCCUUCGGCCCCACAACCCUCCUGGCCCAGCAGCCCCUGCUCCUCGGCCUCGGGGCAGGCCCCCUGGCACAAGCCGGACUCAUACCUGUGGGUACUGUGGGAAAGAGUUCCCUCGAAGCUCAGACCUGGUAAAGCAUCGACGUACUCACACAGGCGAGAAACCCUACAAGUGUGCAGAGUGUGGCAAGGGUUUUGGGGAUAGCUCAGCCCGAAUAAAGCACCAACGUGGGCAUCUGGCACUACGACCCUAUGGGGCAGGGGCCAGUAGAGCUCGGCCCCCCAAGGCAGAACUGGGGACUGGACUAGAGUGAUGGUGCUAGAGAAAUGGGUCUGGAAGGGGGAUGGGAGGGAAUCUGCUGCUGUCUGAGUUGAGAGAAAGGGAAGUGAUAACCACAGAGUAGGAACAAGGAGAGUCAGGCAGAGAGCCACGGAGAGGAGGAGAUAGGGAGAGUGUUGGCCCCAGGUGUAGGGGCUUUCUAAUCCCAUGGUUCCCCAGUUCCUUGCUGGUGACAUACACAACCACAGGUGAAGACCAGUGUGGGCAGUGUCUUCUAUGCCAGCUCUUGGUGGGACUUUGACUUAUAUGUCAGAGCUUUACCUCUGAAUAUGUUAGCUGGGGCUGAAUUAGAAUAGUGUUCCAGUGAAGCCAGAUCAGUCCUUGAAUGGACCAGCAUACUUGGUCCACCCACCUCAACCAGCCACCAAGCAACCUCCUGAUUUUACAUGAAAGAGGACCUGAUGAGAUUGGGGAAAUAGCAGUACCAGUCUAGCCCAUGACUGGAGAACCAACACAUCUCUCAUGCCGUGCUGCUGAUGGAUUUGUAGUCAUACAUGAUGAUUAGCAGAAUGCUCAGUUCCCCAGGACAGAAGAGGGCAAGGUGGCAAGAGGUAGAAAAAGUAUACUGGCCCCGGGGGAGAGGCCUAGCAAUGUGAAUGAACCUUAAAAGGAGAACUCUAACCCUCCCCCAUCCCCGCAAAAAGGCUAGUUGGCAAUAAGGGUUUUAUCUCUGGGAUCUCUGUUGGCACUAUCUCAUCUCCAAUAAACUGUCUCUUGUCUUGAAA